Nicrophorus vespilloides is the source of this 1833-nucleotide messenger RNA. Its product is annotated as 26S proteasome non-ATPase regulatory subunit 1-like. NCBI's taxonomy places the organism in Eukaryota, Metazoa, Arthropoda, Insecta, Coleoptera, Silphidae. Bases 1 to 1833 code for a protein of 610 amino acids. Gene Ontology annotation, cellular component: proteasome storage granule; nucleus; proteasome regulatory particle, base subcomplex. The transcript is spliced from 10 exons. Gene Ontology annotation, biological process: proteasome-mediated ubiquitin-dependent protein catabolic process. The record is from RefSeq and is a predicted model, not a curated record.
AUGAAUGUCACAUCAGCAGCUGGGAUAUUAUCCCUUCUCGAUGAACCCCGUCAUGAUAUAAAAACUUUUGCUUUAAGAAGAUUAGACAGUAUUGUUGACGAAUUCUGGCCAGAAAUAUCCGAAUCCAUAGAGAAAAUUGAAGUUUUGCAAGAAGAUCCUGUUUUCAAACAGCGCGAACUGGCCGCUUUAGUGGCUAGUAAAGUCUAUUACCACUUGGGAUUUUACGAUGAUUCUCUUUCAUAUGCUCUGGGAGCAGGAACUUUAUUUGAUGUGUAUUCAAAUAGCCAAUACGUCGAAACAAUGAUAUCAAAAUGCAUCGAUCAAUACAUUAAAUUAAGACAAGCUUUAAUCGACGAGAAGAAACUGGAUACUAAGAUUGAUGCAACAUUAGAAUCCGUUGUCAACAAAAUGUUCCAGAGAUGCUUAGCGGAAAAUCAAUUCCAGCAUGCCCUGGGCAUUGCUUUAGAGGCUAGGCGAUUAGAUAUAUUUCAAGCUGCAAUAAUUAGAUCCGGGGACAUAUACAAAAUGUUAAAAUAUGCAUACGAUGUUUCUAUGAAUUUAAUACAAAACAGAUCCUUUAGAAACACGCUAUUGCGUAAACUAGUCGAUCUGUACGGAAGCUUAGCUACGCCGGAUUACAUUAAUGUUUGUCAAUGCCUCAUAUUUCUGGACGAUGCAAAUAGUGUCGCACGAAUUUUGAGUCGCCUGGCUGCUGGUGAAAUGGAAGAUGAACUAACCGCGUACCAAAUCGCUUUCGAUUUGUAUGAAUCUGCAACGCAGGAGUUUCUAGGUUUGGUCAUGGAUCAUUUGCAUCACGCGAAAGAAUCCCCAAUUGCGAAUAACGUUGGGACCUCAUCAAACACGGGAUUCGAUUCGAAUACAAUCGAUGUUCGGGAAUAUGAUGCGAACAUAGACAAACUAAAGACAAUACUAUCCGGGGAGAUUUCCAUACUUUUACAUCUACAAUUUCUGAUCCGUGCCAAUAAAACUGAUUAUCUAAUAUUGAAACACACCAAGGACUCAGCCAGGCCCAGUAUUUGUCAUACGGCCGUGGUGAUUGCUAAUGCAUUCAUGCAUUCCGGUACUACGAGUGAUUGCUUCUUGAGGGACAAUUUAGAAUGGUUAUCGCGCGCCUCAAAUUGGUCAAAAAUGACAGCUGUCGCUUCACUUGGAGUUAUUCACAGGGGCCACGAAAAGGACGCUUUGAAUUUCAUGCAAACUUAUUUACCUAAAGAGUCAGGUCCUACUGCAGGAUACACGGAAAGCGGAGCUUUAUAUGCGCUUGGAUUGAUACAUGCUAAUCAUGGCUCUAAAAUUACACCAUACUUAUUACAACAACUAAAGGACGCUCCGAAUGAAAUAAUAAAGCAUGGAGGAUGUUUGGGAAUUGGAUUAGCUGCAAUGGGGACUCGAAAUGAAGAUAUUUAUGAACAAAUUAAAUUCAAUUUGUAUCAGGAUGAUGCGGUUGUCGGAGAAGCGGCCGGUAUAGCUAUGGGUUUGAUAAUGCUAGGAUCAAAACAUGGAGAAGCCAUUGAAGAUAUGGUCGCAUACUGUCAUGAAAGUCAACACGAAAAAAUCUUGCGGGGUUUGGCUGUGGGGAUCGCAUUAACAAUGUUCGGCCGUUUAGAAGAAGCGGACGAUUUGAUAAGUCGUUUGGUUUUGGACAAAGAUCCAAUUUUACGACGCUCUGCGAUGUACACAGUGGCCAUGGCGUAUUGUGGAACCGGCAAUAAUUUGGCUAUACGUCGCCUCCUUCACAUUGCUGUCUCCGAUGUCAACGACGAUGUGCGUCGCGCCGCCGUGACAUCAUUGGGAUUCCUGCUAUUCAGGUAA